AUGCAAAAAGGAUCAGCCAGCAGCAAGGAGUUUAUGGAUCACGAUACAUGCUAUGAACUUUUCUGGACACUGUUAACAAAUAUGAAAAGUGAGACGAAUAAUGAUGAAGGGUUCAACGCAUCAGCAUUCGUUUCACUUCUCGACGAAACACAAAAUUGUGACAGAUAUAUCAACUUGUCGUCUUUUCGCCAAAAAUAUCAAGAUUCCUUGAAUGAUCAAUCUGGAAAUGAAGAUCUUUACAAACGGGUUACGCAGAACAAAUUGAAUUCAAGAGAAGAAAUGUUUUUGGUGGCAAAGGUCCAUGCAUUAUUUUAUCCUGGCUUGGAAAAGCAUAUAUUUAAGAAUUUAAGUCUCUUCAAUCAAUUGUAUUAUCAUACGGUUGAGCGUGGACAGCGUACAGCCGUCGCCCUUGGUUUGGCAAGUACUGUCAUUACCAGCUCAACGAUUCUCUUUCGGUUCCUUCGGGAUCAAUUUCGGCACAAUUCUAAAAGUCCGCCUUCUUCGUUUUCUUCGACCAUGUCACCGUCAAAUGGCACAAGCAAAUUGGCACCAGCUCAUAAUAAAUCUCGAUAUGAAGAUAAUUCUGUAUGUUAUGCACGGCAAAAUUGCAUCGCCAAGAACGAAAAAGAGGAAUUUUUCAAAAAAGUGAACGUACACAAAUCAAGGUAUACAACAAACAAAAUGGCAUCUUGCUGUCGCGGUGCUUUGGUUUCUUUGGCUAUCGUAGUGAUGUGUGCUGUUUUCUCCCGAGUUCAAGCCGAUUUAACAGAAACUUCAACAGCACAUAAUGUCAAGAUAACUGUUUCCAAGGAAGGAAGCGAAAUAAAGACGCAUUUUCAUGUUGAAAAUGCAACAAGAUCUGAUCUUAUUGAAUUAGCACAAAGAGAAGACAAUACUGAUGAGGUCGAAGAAAAUGAAGAAAAACCCAAAGCUAACAAAACCAACGAAGAUCCUUAUACAAAGAGCGUUUUCGGUGCACUUGAUUCAAUGCGAACAGAUUUUACGAAUUUCAAUGUAGACCAGUUCAUGAAAGUAGUCAACGACAAAAACCUAGUGAAGAAACCUACCACUACUACCCGCAAACCAGAGGCAGUCGUCGAUAACCAUGAAUUAGUUCGCAAAGUGAAGGCUAUCGUUGAAGCAGCGCAACCCAACGGUGAAAAUGGUCAGAAUGGAGCUGUCGAAGUGCCGACAACUGUUGAUGAAGAACAAGAAACUCAAGAAACUGCAGAUGAUUCGGAUCUUGAGAACGCUGGAAGUCCUUAUACGAAAAAUUUAAUGGCAGAACUUGGUUCUAUGCACAAAGGUUCAAAAACAUUCGAUCUUGGAAAGCUCUUUGCCGCAAUCAACAAGGACAAAGAAUUUCAAAAAGGGAGCACUAUCAAAAGAACAGUAGAUAGUGACGCUGUCCACUCUGAUGAACAUCGCUUUGGUGGUAACAGCACCAAUGAUUGCGCAUGCAAGACAAAUAAUGGUGUUUGCCGGCCUGUCGAUGCCCAACAAUGUUUGCUCCACGAGGGCGCUCGAAUUGUCAAGUGCGCAACAGGUGGAAAGUGGAUACCAGUUGAAGAAUGCAAAAAGACAUGUGAGUGGUCAACAGGAAAGCCUCCUGUCUGUGUCAAUUGA
Messenger RNA from Adineta ricciae, 1626 nucleotides. The record is from the annotation of a GenBank genome assembly. Lineage: Eukaryota; Metazoa; Rotifera; Eurotatoria; Adinetida; Adinetidae.